UUAGCAAACCCUAGGAGGGAUCGAUUAACUAAUUAAUUAAUUAGUUGUGAUCUCUAUCAAUCCAUGUCUCCGGGAAUGGUGAUUGUGGGGGAGACGAGCAGUACUGCUACUGUCUUCUUCGAUAAUAAUAACAACAAUAAUGAGAGUAGAUUGUACGAGAAAGGAGUGAAGAACAUGUACGAGAAUGGGAUUCAGCGCAUUCCUGCCAAGUACGUAUUUCCUGCUGAAGAACGUCCCGACAUGCCGGCGAUGACCACCGGCGACGAAGGCAACAGCAAAAACAUUAAUAUUAAUAAUCCCUGUCCUAACGUCGACGACGACGAUGGCCUGAACCAGCUUGAUCUUCCAAUAAUUGACUUUGCCCAACUGCGAGGCCCGAACCGCUCCGACGCCCUCAAAUCCCUCGCCCACGCCUGCGAAACCUAUGGAUUCUUCCAGCUGGUGAACCAUGGGAUUGGGGAGGAGAUUGUAGCGGAGAUGGUGGAUGUGUGCAAACGGUUCUUCGAAAUGCCAAUCGCAGAGAGGGAGAAGUACAUGUCGGGAGACACGAGCAGCCCUGUCCGAUACGGGACAAGCUUCAAUCAGACCAACGAUGGCAUCUACUGUUGGAGAGACUUCCUCAAGCUCGUCUGCACUCCUCUCCCCGACGUCCUUCCCCAUUGGCCCUCUUCCCCUCUCCACUUGAGGCAAAUGGCGCUGAAUUACGCCAAAGAAACGAAAGGGCUGUUCUUGGAGCUGGUGGAGGCCAUUCUGGAAAGCCUGGGGCUCACCAUUAAUGACGAUGAAGAAAGAAUGGUAAUGAAAGAUUUGGCAGAUAUUAAUGGAAGCCAUAUGAUGAUUGUAAAUUGCUACCCCCCGUGUCCCCAACCAGACCUAACCCUAGGAAUGCCACCCCAUUCCGACUACGGCUUCCUCACUCUCCUCCUCCAAGACAACGUCAGAGGUCUGCAGAUUCAGCACCGCCGCAAAUGGGCCACCGUCAAUCCAAUUCCCGGCUCCUUCAUCGUCAAUGUCGGAGACCACCUCGAGAUAUUCAGCAAUGGGAGGUACAAGAGCGUGCUGCACAGAGUGAUUGUGAAUCCGACCAAGUAUAGGCUGUCGGUGGCGUCGCUGCACAGCGUGGCGUUCAGCAGCACCGUCAGGCCGGCGGCGGCGCUCAUCACAGACACGAACCCCAGGCGUUACAGAGACACCGAUUUCGCUACCUUCCUAAAGUAUAUCACCUCCUGUGACUCCAAAAAUAAGAACUUCCUUCAGUCCAGGAAAUUGACCAGCUAGAUUCAAUUUUAGUUAAUUAUUUAAUUAAUCAAUACUACUGUAAUGCAUCCACCAAAUCAUCCAGAAACAAAUUCAUUAAAAAUAAAACGGCCAA
Messenger RNA from Andrographis paniculata, 1372 nucleotides. RefSeq names its product probable 2-oxoglutarate-dependent dioxygenase SLC1. Lineage: Eukaryota; Viridiplantae; Streptophyta; Magnoliopsida; Lamiales; Acanthaceae. The transcript has 4 exons. The record is from RefSeq and is a predicted model, not a curated record. Bases 64 to 1278 code for a protein of 404 amino acids.